UACCAGAGUGCCGCUUCCCCGCGCAAAUGCACGUCAGCAGCUGAGCUUCUGCUUGGACACCAAUCUCACGGUCUCACCCCAGAGUCCCAGACUCCAGACACCAGACACCAGACACACCUUUCAUCCUCCUCAGCACAAUCAGCAAGCCUUCACCAAGUGAGCUGUACAUUAACCUCCCCCUUUCAUCUUCUCUGCUUCAUAGCGCCAUGUCCCAAUCACAACCUAUGGAUGGCGCCGCCACCUUCAACCAGAUGGCGGCCGACUACGACGCCCUGAUCGGCGGCGCGACACGCGCGCUCUUCCAACACGUCCUCACACUGAUGAACACCAUCAAGCCCAUGGACUCGUCCUCCGUCGUCCUGGACAAUGCGUGCGGCACAUGCGUCGUGACGGCCGAGAUCCUCGCCCAGGCACCCGACGUCCGCCUCCACGCGGUCGACGUGGCGCCCAACAUGGUGCAGCUGGCCAAGGCCAAGUUUGGCGACCGCGACAACGUCCGUCUGGCCGUCAUGCCGGGCGAGCAGCUCGACUUCCCAGACGACACGUUCACGCACUCGGUGACCAACCUGGGGAUCCUCUUCUUCGAGUCCCCCGCCAAGGGCGCGCGCGAGAUCUACCGCACGCUCCAGCCGGGAGGCGUCGCGGCCGUCACGUCCUGGGCGCGCCUGGGCAACUUUGAGGAUGCCAUCAACCCUGCGCAGCGGGCGGCGCGCCCCAACGAGCCGGUCCUGCACAGGCUGCCCAUCAAGCCCGAGUGGUUCGACGCGGAGCACGCGGGCCAGGUGAUGCGCGACGCCGGGUUCGAGGACGUGCGGGUGUCCACGAAGCAGGUCCGCUACGGUGCCGCGACGAGGGAGGCGCUGGUGAGUGUCAUUGUGCGCUCGGGGCGGCAGACGUUUCUCAAGGACUACACGGAGGGUGAGUUGAAGGUGUACGAGGAGGCGCUGGACCAGGCCAUGGAGACAAAGGGCGCGCGCUACACGAUGCCUGAUGGGCAGCCAGGCUGGGGGGUGACGAUGGACGGUAUUGUUGUUGUGUGCUGCAAGUAAUUGAUUAGCUCUGAGCUACUCCGUACCAAGUAUGUAGAUCAAUCAGCCUCUAAGCCUCUGUCCGUACGCUGCUCAGCCUUGCGAUUGACAGGGUGAUCGCCACGGGCAUUCUAGCGUCAUUGGACCCUGCGUUGCCUGCGCCGUCAUGAUCGACGUGGUGGGCAGCGUGUGGCGAGUCUGUGCUGCGCAAUGCCUUUUUAACGCGGAGUGCGUCAGGAGGACGGGGACGCAGCAAUUAUUAUAUAACAUUUUCAAGUCCAUCGUUGGAUCUGGG
Messenger RNA from Emericellopsis atlantica, 1323 nucleotides. RefSeq names its product S-adenosyl-L-methionine-dependent methyltransferase. Bases 207 to 1049 code for a protein of 280 amino acids. Gene Ontology annotation, molecular function: methyltransferase activity. Lineage: Eukaryota; Fungi; Ascomycota; Sordariomycetes; Hypocreales; Bionectriaceae. The record is from RefSeq and is a predicted model, not a curated record. The transcript has a single exon.